GAAAUGGGGAAGAUGGCGGCGGCCGUGAGUUCAAUGGCCACCCUGGCCACAGAGCCUGGGGAGGACGCCUUUCGGAAACUUUUCCGCUUCUACCGGCAGAGCCGGCCGGGGAGCGCGGACCUGGGAGGAGUCAUCGACUUCUCGGCGGCCCGCGGCCCGCGACCCGGCGCCAUCAAGGUGGUCCGAUCUCAGCUAAAUGUGUCCUCAGUCAGUGAGCACGAUGCCUGCAGAGCAGGACUUCAGCCCGUCAGCAAGUGGCAAGCCUAUGGACUCGAAGGCUAUCCUGGAUUUAUUUUCAUCCCAAACCCCUUCCUCCCAGGGUAUCAAUGGCAUUGGGUGAAGCAAUGCCUUAAGUUGUACUCCCAGAAACCUAAUGUGUGUAACCUAGACAAGCACAUGACUAAAGAAGAGACUCAAAAUCUGUGGGAACAGAGCAAAGAGCUUCUGAGGUGUAAAGAGGUGAAUAAGCGCAAACCCCGAAGUUUACUAGAGAAACUGCGCUGGGUGACCCUGGGCUAUCAUUAUAACUGGGACAGUAAGAAGUACUCAGCAGAUCAUUACACACCUUUCCCCUCUGACCUGGCUUUCCUCUCAGAGCAAGUAGCUGCUGCCUGUGGGUUUCAGGGUUUCCGAGCGGAAGCGGGCAUCCUGAAUUACUACCGCCUAGACUCCACACUGGGGAUCCACGUCGACAGAUCCGAACUCGACCACUCCAAACCCCUGCUAUCAUUCAGCUUUGGACAGUCUGCCAUCUUUCUCCUGGGUGGGCUGAAAAGAGAUGAGGCCCCUACAGCCAUGUUUAUGCACAGUGGUGACAUCAUGGUCAUGUCAGGUUUCAGCCGCCUGUUGAACCAUGCAGUUCCUCGCGUCCUUCCGCAUCCUGGCGGGGAAGGCCUACCUCACUGCCUGGAGACAUCUCUCCCAGCUGUCCUCCCCAAAGAUUCACUAAUCGAGCCCUGUUCUGUGGAAGACUGGCAGGUGUGUGCCAGCUACUUAAAAACUGCUCGUGUUAACAUGACCAUCCGUCAGGUACUGGCCCCAGAUCAGGCCUUUCCGUUGGAUCCCGUGGAGGAGACAAAAGGAGACAUCACCACCGAUGGUUCCUGCCAUCUGGAUGACCAGAGAAGCCAAGUAAAACGAGCCAGGCUAAGUCCUGACAGCUGAGACAUGGAGGUCCCAUUCUCUUCCUCAGGCAGCUCUUCUUUUGUCAUGGACUCUAGCUCUAAGAUCAGCAAAAAACGAAGACAGGGACACCAAUCGUGCUGUUGUCUUGUCACCCACCUUGAAAAGUUAACUGAUUACCAUUUGGUCAGAGAAGUAUUUUAUUUAGUCUACUUCCAGAUAGAUGUCAUCAGUAAUGUGUGUUGCUCAUACAUCAUGGAGGUAUGAUAAUCCACACAGACCUCUCCACCUCUGCCAUUAUUGCCUCUGAGGAAAGGGGAAGUGAGUAUACAUCUCUGUGGAGUGUCAAGAGCGUAGAUUUUAUUCAGAAAUGUAGUAACCCUCCCUCAUGGCGUCUAACAACUUGUGGUCUUAUGAACCAACCAUUCGGCUCAUCUUCACUCCUCCCGUAGUCACCGAAUUCUCUGGUUCUCACAGAGGAAUCUGAGGCACAUGAAGAAUUGGAACUGUUGUCCAUCACAGCCAUCACUAUUGUUUAGAUUUAUGUGAGCCAAAGGAAGGAAAGGGAAACAGUAGUUUCUCUGCAUGUCUUUGAGGUCUCCAAACUGUCCUGGUUGGCCUUUUAAUGCAUUUUUAAUUGUUGAACUAAGAAAGUCUCCAGGGUGUUCUGUUAACUGUUUUCUCCAUGAAUAAACUUACUUUAAAUUAAA
Messenger RNA from Jaculus jaculus (lesser Egyptian jerboa), 1832 nucleotides. It is a transcript of the gene Alkbh1, whose product is annotated as alkB homolog 1, histone H2A dioxygenase. The record is from RefSeq and is a predicted model, not a curated record. Gene Ontology annotation, biological process: oxidative RNA demethylation. Gene Ontology annotation, molecular function: ferrous iron binding; broad specificity oxidative DNA demethylase activity; oxidative RNA demethylase activity. The transcript is spliced from 6 exons. Gene Ontology annotation, cellular component: cytoplasm; nucleus. Lineage: Eukaryota; Metazoa; Chordata; Mammalia; Rodentia; Dipodidae. Bases 4 to 1164 code for a protein of 386 amino acids.